Messenger RNA from Acaulospora morrowiae, 1671 nucleotides. The record is from the annotation of a GenBank genome assembly. NCBI's taxonomy places the organism in Eukaryota, Fungi, Glomeromycota, Glomeromycetes, Diversisporales, Acaulosporaceae.
AUGCUCCGAAAAACUUUCUCCACUUUGGUCCGAAAAAAUUCUGCUACUUUGCAAUCUUCCUUAUUGCUUUCUUCUAUCUCGAAACGAUGUCGAUUUAGUUCAACAUCGAGCGAUCCUAUCUUAUCAAGUUUUGACGCGAUUUUACUGGGUGUCUAUAAGGAUGGGUCACUCACCGAUACAACGGCUGAAGUAAUUCCCAAAGACCUCCAACAAACUAUCAAAGAGAAACUUCGGUUUUCCGAUGCUAAAGGAAAAUUAGGUGAAACAAGAUUGUUCUACGGUCUUGGUGGCGAAAAUUUUCCAAAGAAAAUUGCGGUCGUUAACCUAGGUGUUGAUAAAAACGCCGAUGAAGAAGAAUUCGAGGUUUUGGAGAGAGCGCGUAAAGCGGCUUCGAUCGGGGUACGCUCCUUGCGUGAAGUAGGAGCUAAGAAUAUCGGUGUUGAUGUGAUGAUUCAUGAACACGGCACAGCUGAAGGUGCGACACUUGGAUUGUAUAGAUUUGAUGGCCUCAAGUCUGCCAAAAAUCAAAAGUCUCCAGUGAGCAUUGAACCUAUUGGUUCACUAUCAACAAAGGAAUUGUCAUGGAAUACGGGACUAAUUUAUGCAUCUGCCCAAAAUCAUGCUCGCACCCUUGCCGAAACGCCCGCAAAUCAUAUGACACCAACCGUUUUUGUUGAAAGCGCAGUAUCACUUUUGCAAGAUAUUCCCAAUGUGGAAAUAAGAGUUCAUGAUAAAGAAUGGGUAGCAGAAAAAGGAAUGGGUUCUUUCCUUUCGGUGGCUAAGGGAUCUGAUGAACCAUUGAAAUUUUUGGAAAUCCAUUAUAAUGGUGGCGAGAAAGAGAGUAAGCCACUAGCAUUGAUAGGAAAAGGUGUAACUUUUGAUUCUGGGGGUAUUUCCAUCAAACCGUCAGCAAAGAUGGCGGAAAUGAAGGCGGACAUGAGUGGUGGUGCUGUGGUCGUAUCAGCAUUGUUUGGCAUCGCUAAACUCGGAUUUCCUAUCAAUGUUAUCGUUUCGAUCCCAUUAUGUGAGAACAUGCCAUCUGGUCGUGCAACCAAACCUGGUGAUGUUGUUAAAGCAAUGAAUGGGAAGUCAAUUGAGGUUGAUAAUACAGAUGCGGAGGGUCGUCUCAUUCUUGCUGAUGCCCUAUAUUAUACUAGCUCCACUUAUCAACCACAUAGCCUAAUCGAUGUUGCCACUCUAACUGGCGCAAUGUAUGUUGCUUUAGGAGAGAUUUAUUCGGGCGUUUUCACUAAUUCCAACAAACUAUGGGAGCAAUUAUCACAAGCUGGUAGAACUGCCAACGAUCCUUUUUGGCGUAUGCCUCUGGAUGAUUCAUAUAGUAGAGCUCUCAAAAAAUCAACCGUAGCGGAUCUCGUGAAUGUUGGGGAUAGAGGAGGAGGUGCUUGCACAGCCGCAAUAUUCCUGAAGGAAUUUGUAAGCGGCUUAACGGAGGAUGACAUGGAUGAAUCCGACGAAUUCGAGAAACCUCUAAAUGCAUUAGAUGCUGACGAUGAAAGUAAGAUCCGUUAUGCUCAUAUCGAUAUGGCGGGAUCCAUGCAGACCACGCAAGAUUCGGGAUACGAUGUGAAAGGAAUGACGGGACGACCAACUCGUUCAAUAAUUGAAUUUGCUAGAAUCAUUUCAGAAUCAAAAUUGACAGAACAUCUUUGA